This is a messenger RNA of Parus major (Great Tit), 4891 nucleotides long. It is a transcript of the gene RNF220, whose product is annotated as ring finger protein 220. Gene Ontology annotation, molecular function: metal ion binding; ubiquitin protein ligase activity. The transcript has 15 exons. The coding region runs from base 117 to 1961 and encodes 614 amino acids. Gene Ontology annotation, biological process: protein ubiquitination. NCBI's taxonomy places the organism in Eukaryota, Metazoa, Chordata, Aves, Passeriformes, Paridae. The record is from RefSeq and is a predicted model, not a curated record.
UGUUUGAAGGGUGAUGAUGCUCCAGUAAUUUUCCCCGCUCCAUUCCUAGGCAUCGCUUUGCUUUCCUUCCGGGGAAGAUCGUUCUGCUUGUGAUCCUGCUGAGGAAAGAGACUCCGAUGGACUUACACCGGGCAGCAUUCAAGAUGGAGAACUCACCCUAUCUCCCCAACCCACUGGCCUCCCCAGCACUGAUGGUUCUCGCCUCCACUGCCGAAGCCAGCCGUGAUGCUUCCAUUCCCUGCCAGCAGCCGAGGCCUUUUGGGGUCCCUGUGUCAGCAGAUAAAGACGUGCACAUUCCCUUUACCAAUGGCUCAUACACUUUUGCCUCAAUGUAUCACCGCCAAGGUGGGGUGCCGGGAGCAUUUGCAAACCGUGACUUUCCUCCAUCCUUGCUUCACCUUCACCCCCAGUUUGCACCCCCCAACCUGGACUGCACCCCAAUCAGUAUGUUGAACCACAGUGGCGUUGGGGCUUUCCGCCCCUUUGCAUCCAGUGAAGAUCGGGAGAGCUACCAGUCAGCCUUUACUCCGGCCAAGCGCCUGAAAAACUGCCAUGACACUGACUCUCCCCAUCUGCGCUUCUCGGACACCGAUGGGAAGGAGUAUGAGUUUGGCACCCAGCUCCCCUCCAGCUCCCCUGGCUCCCUCAAAGUUGAUGAUACAGGGAAGAAGAUAUUUGCUGUUUCUGGCCUCAUUUCUGACCGUGAGACCUCAUCCAGUCCUGAAGACCGAAGUGACAGAUAUAGAAGCGACAACCAAAGAGGGCCCCAGGCGUCUGCAACUGCCACUCAUCGUAUGAUUUUAACUCUCCCCCUCUGCAAAAAGAAAGCAACUUUGUUUGACAGCCAGGCUCCGAUCUGCCCCAUCUGCCAGGUCCUUCUUCGCCCCGGGGAGUUGCAGGAGCACAUGGAGCAGGAGCUGGAGAAGCUCACGCAGCUGAACAUCAGCAAGAGCUCCAUCCUGAAGGAUGCCAUGGCAGCAGGCACCCCCAAGUCAAUUUUGUUGUCGGCCUCAAUCAAGCGGGAAGGAGAUUCUCCGACAGCAUCACCCCACUCCUCAGAUGACAUCCAUCACUCAGACAGAUACCAGACCUUCCUGCGGGUGCGAGCGAACCGGCAGACCCGGCUGAACGCUCGGAUUGGAAAAAUGAAACGGAGGAAGCAAGACGAAGGGCAGGUAUGUCCCCUCUGCAGCCGACCUCUGUCAGGAUCCGAGGAGGAGAUGAGUAGGCAUGUGGAACAAUGCCUUGCAAAGAGAGAAGGUUCAUGCAUGACUGAGGAUGACUCUGUGGACAUCGAGAACGAGAACGGCAACCGCUUUGAAGAGUACGAGUGGUGCGGACAGAAGAGGAUACGGGCUACUACUCUCCUGGAGGGAGGAUUUCGAGGUUCUGGGUUUAUCAUGUGCAGCGGGAAAGAGAAUCCAGACAGUGAUGCUGACCUGGAUGUGGAUGGAGACGACACACUUGAAUACGGGAAACCACAGUACACAGAGGCAGACAUUAUCCCUUGCACUGGAGAAGAGCCAGGUGAAGCCAAAGAAAGGGAGGCGCUCCGAGGUGCUGUUUUAAAUGGUGGCACACCAAGUACUCGAAUAACGCCAGAGUUUUCUAAAUGGGCCAGUGACGAAAUGCCCUCAACGAGUAAUGGUGAGAGCAGUAAACAGGAGACCAUGCAGAAGACCUGUAAGAACAGUGACAUUGAAAAAAUUACAGAAGACUCUGCAGUGACAACAUUUGAAGCGUUAAAGGCUCGUGUCCGUGAGUUAGAAAGGCAGCUUUCCCGUGGGGACCGCUAUAAAUGUCUCAUUUGCAUGGACUCCUACACAAUGCCCCUGACUUCUAUUCAGUGCUGGCAUGUGCACUGUGAAGAAUGCUGGCUGCGGACUCUGGGUGCCAAGAAGCUCUGUCCUCAGUGUAACACCAUCACGUCUCCUGGAGACCUUCGGCGCAUCUACUUAUGAAGGACCCAGCAGGAGGGCGGGACCCAGCUACUCGGCUCAGCUCAUCACACCCAGGGGGAGAAGAACGACCACAACAAAAAAAAGACGUUUUAAAAUUCAAAGAAAAAACAAACCAGGGACUCCAGACAUGGACUCGAGGAUACAGGAGCAGCGGGGAGCCUCGGCUGCCAGGUCCCACAGUUUGAGACCUCCUUCAGCAUCUGCAGCGGGCAAAACCAAAUCCUUUGUUGUGAAGCCCCCUUUUUUAAAACCAGUGUUCCCCAUCACCCAUUCCCUGGAGCUGGCUUUGCAUUGCGGAUGGCUCGUGAGCCCUCCUUUGGACUGUGUUGUCGACCACUCUGCCCCCAGGAGACUGGGGAAGGGACCCUUGACAGAAAGAUGUUAAAUAACCUGUAACUUGUGUUCCUUGAUCAGUUUUUGUUUUGUUUUUAUUUGUUUUGGUUUGAUUUUAUUUUUAUUUUUUUUUUGGUUGGUUCUGUUUUGGUUUUUUGUGGUGUUCUAGUGAUGACUAAAAGGUUUAAAAAAAAAAAAAAACACACCCAGGCAGAAAUGAAGCACAUGUAAUAUAGAUUAUAUAUGUUUACAAUGUUGUGUAUAAAUGGGAUAGACUCAAACAUUACAUACUAAUAAGUUUCCCUUUCUUUUCUUUGGGUUGUAUUUUUUUUAAAGAAGAAAAAAAAAAUGAGCAGAGAACAUUAAACCCAUAUUUUUCUUGGUUCAGCAAAGUUUUGGCAUUAAAGUCAUUAGUUUAAAAAAAGUAUAUAUAUACAUAUAUAUAAUAUAAAUGGUUUAAUGUUCUGUGGUGUAUAUUUCCUCAUUCAGAUAUGAAGUUAACAGCUUUUAGUAAUGGCUGUAGCAUUGCCCAUAACUUACAGAACUUAUGGGGAGUAGAGGAGGUGGAUUUUUGUCAUUAGUUGUAGCUAAUGGGGCUAUUUAUAAUAGAAUCGUUAUCCCCGGAAAGACACAGCUUUUAACUCCUCACCGGGGGGCCAGGCAGGACAGGGGGAAUCUGGCUCAGCCCCCUUUAUCUUUCCCAGCUGGGGAAGGGGCAAAUGGUGAGGAGCUGGAAAGAGGGAGUCUGUCAGAGCACUGUCCUUUCCCCUAGUGCCUGCUUGGGGGUCGAGCUGACACCUUGUGCUCCCCCAGCCCAUAGCCCCUUUUCCCCUGCCCUGCCUGGCUUUGCUUUCCUCCUUUGGGCAGUGUUUCCUGGCUGAAGAUGCCGGGGCAUCAGGCUGGUGCUGAGGCAGGACAGUGGGGAUGGCAGGGGACAGGAUGGUGGUGGCUUUGCCCAGAGAGACUCAGCCAGUUCCUGUGCAGAGCUGCCUGGCAGAGCUGUGCAAGCCCUGCAGAGCCAGCCCUGCCCUGCUCUCGUUUCCCCCAGCUCCCGCUCUCCCGCAGCCUGCGUUUUUCCUAAGAGGUUUUGGCACUAGGGCAGAGAGCCAAGCCAGCCCUGUCUCGUCCCCCCUGCCACUCCCAGGGUCCAGCAGAGACACUCUCAGCUGGACCCAGAGGUCCCCUGCAGCCCCAGCUUCUUCCAUGCAGUCCCUCAUGCUUGUCCCUGUCUCCUGUAUCCUCAGCCUUAACCAAAGCUGCCAUCUGGCCUGGUUUUUUUUGUUCUUUCUUUUAUUGUCAGGAUCCAAGAAACAGAUAGCAACCCAUUUUCCAAGGCCUUGGGACUUCUCCCAGCCCCACACUGUGCAUCCCUGCCACAGUUUCCUGGGCAGCUGUGGGGUGCCAGCUCCCCAUAGCCAGAAGACAGGGAGAUGGGAAAGCUCAUCUGCCCCAUUCCUUUCCAAGCAGAUCCCACCUGGCAGCACAACAUAGCUGGAGCAUUAAGACAGUCUGGAAAAAGCAGUGGAUGAGGGGUUUGGAGCUAGGACCCCAGUGCUGCUGGGGUAUUGCUGGGUAAGCAGAAUGUGGGGGGUGUGACAGUCCCACUGCUGCUUCCCUACCUUGAGCUCUUUUGCAGAGAACAGCUGCAGCCUUGGCAUCUUCUUGACUGAUUCAAAAGGAUCCCACUGCACCCAAAAAACCCCAAAUGAAAUUGAAGGAGCUGUUAUUUCAUAAAUAUCUCAUCAAAAAGCGACAGUUCCUAAUUGGGAGUUUCCCUUGUGUCCACACUGAUAACUGUGUGGCCUCUGAGACCAGAGAGCUGCAGCCUCCACUGCUCUGUGCCAGCAGAGCUCCUGGGAACCAGAGAAAGCCAAGGCACCCCAGAGGGUUCUGCCUUCACAGGGAGACUGUGGGCAGGGGCUGUCACUGCGGGGUAACCCUGCAGCCAGCAGCACAAGGCAGGGGAAGGGCAGGCAUGCAUAGCUCAGGCUGGACUUGUGAAGGGAGAAAAACUUUCAGGGUACAUGGCUCAGCUGGGAGAGUGCUGGUGCUGAGGUCUCAGAGAUUGAGAGGGGGCAGCCAGGUGGGUUUGAGAGGCAGCCAGGAAGGGCAAGAGGGUAGGACACCCCUACCCUGCCCUUCCUUGGAAAUAGCCUGGCUCCCUCCCAGGGCCUUUCUGGCAGGUGUUGUGGACCAGCCACGUGCUUUAUGUACGUAUGAGUAAAACCAUAUGUAACUAGUCACUGGUUCUUUGCUUUGGGAUUUAUUUUUGGUUUUUUGGGGGUUUUUUUGUUUAAAUUGUAAAGCCAUCCCAUUUUCAAGGGGGAAGCUGCAGGGGGAAGGCUGGGGAGAGAGGCAUCCCAGUUUGUAACAGGCAUCUGCCACUUCCCCUCUUCUGUAAUGAGUUUAAAUGAUUUAAAAAAAAAAAAAAAAAGUGAAAUAUCAGAGUUACCUAUCUUUGCCCAAAGAAUCCCAGUUGCACAAAGCGAUAUUCCGGUGUGUCAAUGAUUGUGUGUCAGUGUAUACUAUACAAAGAGGUACUUGUCACUCCCGUUUGUAAACUACAUUUGACAUUAAUUAAACAAGUAUAAAUCUUG